This is a messenger RNA of Myripristis murdjan (pinecone soldierfish), 935 nucleotides long. It is a transcript of the gene myl2a, whose product is annotated as myosin, light chain 2a, regulatory, cardiac, slow. The record is from RefSeq and is a predicted model, not a curated record. Gene Ontology annotation, molecular function: calcium ion binding. The coding region runs from base 159 to 608 and encodes 149 amino acids. NCBI's taxonomy places the organism in Eukaryota, Metazoa, Chordata, Actinopteri, Holocentriformes, Holocentridae. The transcript is spliced from 7 exons.
AUGUCUUUUCUUGAUCUGUCCCAGGAACAAUGCCUAAAUGAGAGUGAACAUUUCACUGGUCAUUUUGACCACUAUCCAAUUUCCCCAGGAGGAUCAAAAAAGCCCCCAAGAAAGCCAAGAAGAGGACAGCAGAGGGAGCAAACUCAAAUGUGUUCUCCAUGUUCGAGCAGGCCCAGAUCCAGGAAUUCAAGGAGGCCUUCACCAUCAUGGAUCAGAACAGAGACGGUUUCAUUGACAAGAACGACCUGAGAGACACCUUCGCUGCUCUGGGGCGAUUGAAUGUGAAGCAAGAGGAGAUUGAUGAGAUGCUCAAAGAGGCUCCCGGCCCAAUCAACUUCACUGUCUUCCUCACCAUGUUUGGGGAGAAGCUUAAAGGUGCUGACCCAGAGGAGACCAUCCUCAAUGCAUUUAAAGUGUUUGACCCUGAGGGAAAAGGUGUACUGAGGAAGGACUACGUAACACAGAUGCUGACAACGCAAGCAGACCGAUUCUCCGCUGAGGAGAUGGAGCAGAUGUUUGCUGCCUUCCCCCCAGAUGUGGCAGGCAACCUGGACUACAAGAACCUGGUGCACAUCAUUACCCAUGGAGAGGAAAAGGACCAAGAGUAGCUCUGUUUACUCCUUGUGUCUGUCAAGUAGAAAGACCAUCAUACCAUCUCCAGCCCAUUUGCGGCUUGACAUCUGCCCUUUGCCCUUUACGGAGAUAUGGACUGUGAUUUAUUUGCUCAGCAUUUAUGUCGGUUGCAUUGUUUCAAAAUAGUGUUCACUCAAGGUACAUGCCAGCGCUCCAUCAGCCACACUGGAAGCAGAUCAAGACAUAAUUUUCUCUACCUGGCCAAAACAAUGGACUGUUGACAGCAUCACCUGAGACUAAUUGGAACGCUCUUCCUUAUGCUACUCAGUGUUUUGUACAAUAAAUCAAAACCACUUGCAUUG